This is a messenger RNA of Hordeum vulgare subsp. vulgare (domesticated barley), 536 nucleotides long. RefSeq lists its product as uncharacterized. The record is from RefSeq and is a predicted model, not a curated record. Bases 51 to 314 code for a protein of 87 amino acids. NCBI's taxonomy places the organism in Eukaryota, Viridiplantae, Streptophyta, Magnoliopsida, Poales, Poaceae. The transcript has a single exon.
CAUCUUCUUCAUCUUCAAGCACACCAACCGAUCUCAGUUUUCGGGACCAGAUGGAGAACAAGGGAGCGGCAGCGGCGGUGCCGGAGAAGGAGGCCGUGACGGCUCCAGCGUCGUCGUGCUUCAAGAGGACGGUGGGCGAUGACGCGAGGUGGGUGGAUCUGGCCAAGGACCAGUACCGGCAGUUCACGGAGGCGCCGGUGACGGAGCACUGGGCGUGCAUCAAGAACAAGGUCAGCUCCAGGCUCGGCGAGCCCAUCUUGGGCGUAUUCAAGGGUGACUCCAGCAACACGCCGCCGUCCGUCGAAUCGCAGUAGAGAUGAUCAUCGUCAUCUAGAUAGCCUAUAUAUCGUUGCCAUACGAGGAUCAUUAGUACUCCCUCCGUAAAGGCGUAAACUAAUAUAAGAGCGUUUAGAUCAUCAAAGUAGUGAUCUAAACGCUUUUAUAGGAGUAUUAGUUUAUAGAGGGAGUAGCUCAAUGAGUACUUGGACAAAUUUCGGCAUUAUCGGUCUGCAGAUGUCAUAUUUUUUCCUUUAGCA